CGGAAGAUGAAAGCGAGUGUUUCCGGAACACGUCUCCGCUCCUGUAACAGCUGUGGACAAGCGGGUGUUAAGAGGAGUGAAAGCAAAGAUGAUUUCCCUCACCGACUCCCAAAAGAUUGGAAUGGGGUUAACAGGGUUUGGGGUAUUUUUCCUGUUCUUUGGGAUGAUCCUGUUUUUUGAUAAAGCCUUACUAGCCAUAGGAAAUAUCCUUUUUGUUGUUGGCCUGGCAUUCGUCAUUGGGUUGGAAAGAACUUUUAGGUUCUUCUUCCAGAAGCACAAGAUGAAAGCCACCAGCUUCUUUUUGGGGGGCGUCUUCGUGGUGCUGAUCGGAUGGCCCAUCGUCGGAGUGAUUCUAGAGUUUUAUGGCUUCUUUCUUCUAUUUAGGGGGUUCUUUCCGGUGGUAAUUGGUUUUAUCAGAAGGAUUCCUGUACUUGGAUAUUUGCUGAAUUUUCCUAUAAUAAGUGGGCCUUCCAAAGGCUGAGCGGACAGUCAGACAUCUUGUAUGUGGACAAAAUGAGCGAAAGCAACAACAUGGUUUAACAAAGACUGUGUUUUUUUUGUUAUUUAUGGAAUGGAUUUUCUAAGGUCAUUACCGAAGCAUUAUAGUCAAGCGAAUUUCCAUUUUAUGGAUGACGUCAGGUUUGAGUGUAUCUACGACAACAAAAAGCAAACUCUGUGGCUUGGAAAAGAAGCCACGGCCACUUCCUGCACAGCAAAUCUACGGAGCGACGUCACAUGGCCCAGCAUGCUGCACCCUGGAGGAUCACAAAGUGUAUACUUCAUGAAUGCAUACUGCAUGAUGAAGUCAGCAGAGGCUAUCUCAUGAGGGACAGUUUAUUGAAUGUGUUUAAGAAUAUUGGUUUCUAUUGACUUCUGAAAGUCUGUAUUCUGUGUUUCCUUUUUUGCCGUCACAUCUGUUUACAAGAGCCUUAUUUACACUUCCUUGUAAACUGGGAGGUUUAGCUGUGACAGCGUAUGACUAACAGCCAUGCGAAUAUGUCGUUUUCUUUUUAUCGUUGUAAAAUCUCAGCACUGGGAUUGGAUAAUGGUUCAGCUGCCAUGAACUUUUGUAAAUAAAAUACAUGUAUAUUUAAAAUAUAUAUUUAAAAAUAUGGUAUAAAGUCUGCUUUUUAUUUAAUGGAUAAAUGGGGGUGCCGCAGAACAGACUAACUUUUGUCACCCACAUUCCAUAUACAAUAAAAGUAAUUUUCUAGUAUGACAGAGCAAGUCUUCAAAAAAUCUCCAUGUAGUGCACAAAACUCAUGCUAGACAAAAAUGUAAUAAAAAUUGUACAUUUAAAGUCAUUAAGGUGAGUAAAUAACACAAUUUUAAUUUUGGGGUAACUGUUCUUUUAAAAUGAGAUUAUUUAGAAU
This is a messenger RNA of Triplophysa rosa, 1373 nucleotides long. It is a transcript of the gene golt1ba, whose product is annotated as golgi transport 1Ba. Gene Ontology annotation, biological process: retrograde transport, endosome to Golgi; endoplasmic reticulum to Golgi vesicle-mediated transport. The record is from RefSeq and is a predicted model, not a curated record. Lineage: Eukaryota; Metazoa; Chordata; Actinopteri; Cypriniformes; Nemacheilidae. Gene Ontology annotation, cellular component: membrane; endoplasmic reticulum. The coding region runs from base 89 to 481 and encodes 130 amino acids. The transcript is spliced from 6 exons.